Nycticebus coucang (slow loris) is the source of this 7226-nucleotide messenger RNA. It is a transcript of the gene SRCIN1, whose product is annotated as SRC kinase signaling inhibitor 1. Gene Ontology annotation, biological process: regulation of dendritic spine morphogenesis. Gene Ontology annotation, cellular component: postsynaptic density; cytoplasm; actin cytoskeleton. The record is from RefSeq and is a predicted model, not a curated record. Lineage: Eukaryota; Metazoa; Chordata; Mammalia; Primates; Lorisidae. The transcript has 22 exons. The coding region runs from base 129 to 4055 and encodes 1308 amino acids.
GUCGGUGGGGGCAGCAGGAUGCUGGUGGAAGCAGAGGGGACCGGCCGGGUGCCUCUGCAGCUCGGCUGGAAGGGCCCGGCGGGGCGUGUGCGGCUGCUAGUGAGCGCCCCCCAGCCCCACGCCUCCCCAUGCAGCCCUGGCAGUGCCUCCGGCGUUUCGCCCUGGCCUGGUGGGAGAGGACAGCCGAGGGCAGAGCCCGCUCUCCCAGGGAGGAGGCUGGACCGAGGGACCCUGGGGGCCGCGGGGAGCCAGGGCUCCAGCGUGCAGCGGGAGGGAAGCCUCCAGGACUCUGUUCCCUCUGUUUAAAGUCUCCAGAUCCUGAGCGGAGCAGCCCCCCCAUGCUGUCUGCGGACGAUGCCGAAUACCCGCGAGAGUACCGGACCCUGGGGGGCGGGGGCGGCGGGGGCAGUGGGGGCCGGCGCUUCUCCAAUGUGGGGCUGGUGCACACAUCGGAGCGGCGGCACACGGUGAUCGCUGCCCAGAGCCUGGAGGCGCUCAGCGGGCUCCAGAAGGCGGAUGCCGACCGUAAGCGAGAUGCCUUUAUGGACCACCUGAAGAGCAAGUACCCCCAGCACGCCCUGGCCCUGCGAGGCCAGCAAGACAGGAUGCGAGAGCAGGUUGGCAGCUGGACGGUGGACCCGGUGUGCCUCCUCAGCUCCCUCUGCUCCCACCUUCAUGGCGACUCCGCCCCCUCCGGGGCUGGCCAGCCGGCCCAGCAGCCAAACUACUGGAGUUUCAAGACCCGCAGCUCGCGCCACACUCAGGGAACCCAGCCGGGGCUGGCAGACCAGGCGGCUAAGCUGUCGUACGCCUCGGCUGAGUCGCUGGAGACCAUGUCGGAGGCUGAGCUGCCCCUGGGCUUCAGCAGGAUGAACCGCUUCCGACAGAGCCUGCCCCUCUCGCGCUCUGCCAGCCAGACCAAGCUGCGCUCGCCAGGGGUGCUGUUCCUGCAGUUUGGGGAGGAGACUCGACGCGUGCACAUCACGCACGAGGUCAGCAGCCUGGACACGCUGCACGCGCUCAUCGCGCACAUGUUCCCGCAGAAGCUCACCAUGGGCAUGCUUAAGUCGCCCAACACCGCCAUCCUCAUCAAAGACGAAGCUCGCAACGUCUUCUACGAGCUGGAGGACGUCCGGGAUAUCCAGGACCGCAGUAUUAUCAAGAUUUAUAGGAAGGAGCCACUCUAUGCUGCUUUCCCUGGCUCACACCUCACCAACGGGGACCUCCGGAGAGAGAUGGUGUACGCGUCGCGGGAGUCAUCGCCCACACGACGCCUCAACAACCUGUCACCAGCGCCACAUCUGGCUUCCGGCUCGCCGCCGCCCGGGCUACCGUCGGGGCUGCCCUCUGGCUCGCCAUCGCGCUCACGUCUCUCAUACGCUGGGGCGCGCCCGCCCUCAUAUGCUGGCAGCCCAGUGCAUCACGCUGCAGAACGACUGGGAGGCACCCCGGCCUCCCAGGGCGUCAGUCCCAGCCCCAGUGCCAUCCUGGAGCGGCGCGACGUGAAGCCGGACGAGGACCUGGCGGGCAAGGCGGGCGGCAUGGUGCUGGUGAAGGGCGAGGGCCUCUACGCCGACCCCUAUGGGCUACUGCAUGAGGGCCGUCUGAGUUUGGCGGCGGCCGCAGGCGACCCGUUCGCCUACCCCGGGGCCGGCGGCCUCUACAAGCGUGGCUCGGUACGCUCGCUCAGCACCUACUCGGCCGCCGCGCUGCAGUCCGACCUGGAGGACUCGCUGUACAAGGCCGCAGGUGGCGGCCCGCUCUAUGGCGACGGCUACGGCUUUCGUCUGCCGCCCUCCUCGCCCCAGAAGCUGACCGACGUGGCGGCGCCCCCCGGAGGCCCCCCGCCGCCGCACAGCCCCUACUCAGGGCCGCCCAGCCGGGGCUCGCCAGUGCGCCAGUCCUUCCGCAAAGACUCGGGGUCCUCUUCUGUCUUCGCCGAGAGUCCUGGAGGCAAGACCCGCAGCACGGGCAGCACUUCGACGGCUGGAGCACCCCCCUCCGAGCUCUUCCCCGGGCCUGGGGAGCGUUCGCUUGUUGGGUUUGGGCCGCCAGUGCCAGCCAAGGACACGGAGACCAGGGAGCGCAUGGAGGCCAUGGAGAAGCAAAUAGCCAGCCUCACAGGCCUGGUGCAAAGUGCUCUACUGCGAGGCUCAGAGCCUGAGACCCCCAGUGAGAAGAUUGAAGGCUCCAAUGGAGCAGCCACCCCCUCAGCACCUGGAGGGUUGGGAAGCCGGAGCAGCGGGGCUACCCCGGUGUCUGGCCCUCCCCCGCCCUCAGCCAGCAGCGCCCCUGCGGGGCAGCCCACUGCGGUCAGCCGUCUGCAGAUGCAGUUGCACCUGCGAGGCUUACAGAACAGUGCCAGCGACCUGCGCGGGCAGCUUCAGCAGUUGCGCAAGCUUCAGCUGCAGAACCAGGAGUCGGUGCGCGCGCUGCUGAAGCGCACGGAGGCGGAGCUGAGCAUGCGCGUGUCGGAGGCGGCGCGGCGGCAGGAGGACCCGCUGCAGCGGCAGCGCACCCUGGUGGAGGAGGAGAGGCUGCGCUAUCUCAAUGAUGAGGAGCUCAUCACCCAGCAGCUCAAUGACCUGGAGAAAUCAGUGGAGAAGAUUCAGAGGGACAUGACCCACAAUCACCGGCUGGUACCUGGCCCCGAGCUGGAGGAGAAGGCGCUGGUGCUGAAGCAGCUUGGGGAGACGCUGACGGAGCUCAAGGCUCACUUCCCAGGCCUGCAGAGCAAGAUGCGGGUUGUGCUGCGUGUGGAGGUAGAGGCAGUGAAGUUCCUGAAGGAAGAGCCCCAGCGUCUGGAUGGGCUCCUCAAGCGCUGCCGUGGAGUCACAGAGACGCUGGCCCAGAUCCGAAGGCAAGUGGACGAGGGUGUGUGGCCACCCCCCAACAACCUUCUGAAUCAAUCCCCUAAGAAGGUGAUGGCUGAGACUGACUUCAACAAGAGCUUGGACUUUGAAAUGCCACCCCCCAGUCCCCCGCUGAACCUCCAUGAGCUGAGUGGGCCAACUGAGGGAGCCCCACUCACCCCCAAGGGGGGCAACCCUACCAAAGGCCUAGACACUCCUGGCAAGAGAAAUGUGGACAAGGCUGUGUCCGUUGAGGCUGCAGAGCGAGACUGGGAGGAGAAGAGGGCAGCUCUGACCCAGUACAGCGCCAAGGACAUCAACCGGCUAUUGGAGGAGACCCAGGCAGAGCUGCUCAAGGCCAUACCUGACCUGGACUGUGCAAGCAAGGCACCCCCGGGCCCAGCCCCCACCCCAGACCAUAAGCCUCCCAAGGCCCCCCACGGCCAGAAGGCAGCUCCUCGAACGGAGCCCAGUGGAAGAAGGGGUUCAGAUGAGCUGACAGUGCCCAGAUACCGCACGGAGAAGCCUUCCAAGUCGCCCCCACCGCCCCCUCCCCGCCGAAGCUUCCCUUCCUCCCACGGCCUGACCACCACGCGCACUGGAGAGGUGGUGGUCACCAGCAAGAAAGACUCAGCCUUCAUCAAGAAGGCUGAGUCUGAGGAGCUGGAGGUGCAGAAACCCCAGGUGAAGCUGCGCCGGGCUGUUUCUGAGGUGGCCCGCCCGGCCUCCACCCCACCUAUCAUGGCUUCUGCCAUCAAGGACGAGGACGAUGAGGAUCGCAUCAUUGCAGAACUGGAGGUGUUUGAGAGAAGCUCAGUGUCUUCCCUCCCCCCCACGCCCCGUCGCCAGCUGAUCCCCACCUUGCUGUCCCCCCAGGACCUGGGGCCCCCCAGGGGCUCAGCCCUGGGUCCCACACGGAAGAGUGGCAGUGGCAGUGUGCCACCCAUGAAGGUGGUGACUCCAGGAGCCUCUCGGCUGAAGGCAGCCCAAGGCCAGGCUGGCAGCCCCGACAAAAGCAAACACGGCAAGCAGAGGGCAGAAUACAUGAGGAUCCAGGCCCAGCAGCAGGCCACUAAACCAUCUAAAGAGAUGAGCGGGUCAAAUGAGACCUCCAGCCCUGUCUCAGAAAAGCCCUCGGCUUCCAGAACCUCUAUCCCUGUAUUGACUUCCUUUGGGGCAAGGAAUUCUUCCAUCUCCUUCUAGAAGCCCCCUCACAUCUCCACCCUCUGCCUCCCCCCAUCUGCCAUUUCUUUCUCUUCCCUUCAUCUCCACCCACCCCCACCCUGCUCUCCAGACCUCCUGAGGGGUUUGCCUUUCAGAGGAGGGGGUGGCCCUCUUCAGCUCCCUACACCCAUCUUGUGUUGGUGUUUUUGGUUUUUUUAAUGAUUCACUUUUAAUUAUCUUUUUUUAAACGGUAAAACUAAAAACCAAACACACCAUUUCCCCUUGGUUUCCUGUUCCCAGAGGGCCUCUAAUGGGCCCACCACCUGUCACAUCUCUCCCUUUUCUUUUUCACCACUCUUCCUCCUAAGUCCAUCCUGCACCUUCCCCUCCCGCCUGCCCCCCUCCCAACUUCCCAAGAAUAUUCCGAACAAACUCUGAGCCACGGAGACCUGGAGCAGCAGAAAGCCUCUCCCCUCCCUCGGUACCUCCUGGAGGAAUGCAUGGACAUUGGACCAACCCCAACAUCAGGCCGGAGAAUGCAACACUGGGAGAUGGGGCCCUGGAGACACCCCACUCCCUAUCCAACCUCACACAAGACUGACCUCUGCUGCUGCUCUGCUCCCUUCCACUCAUACCCCAGUGGGCCUGAAGUCUAGAUGAACGGGCUGGAAACAGAAGCCAGGGUCUGGGAGGCCACAGGGUGGGGUGAGGCCUGGAGUCUCUGUCCUGUGGGAGCAGCUGGCCUCACUGUCCUGUGGGGAGUGGAAGGAGGCCAUUCGGACUAUUGGCUAUGGGGGUACAUUAUGCAGAUGGCCUGACACUGGGGACACUGCCUGGGGAGAGGGCAGCCCUGGAAGGGGCAUUUGGUACUUUUAGUUUCCUAAUUUAGCACUUUAAAUGAUAUUAACUUAUUUAAUGGGGGUGGGGUGGGUAAGAAUGAAGGGCCCAGAAAUUAGGUUUUGAGGCCUGGAGGUGGGUAAGGGUUUGGUUGUUAGGGAAUGGGGAGCGUAGGGAGGGUUGGAUGGGGGCAGUGGAAGACAGCUCUGGCCCCAUAAGUGGGGUGACUUGACCUUCAAUCACCCUCUUUACGACUUGAGGGUUUUCAGGGAAGGGGUGAGAUGUGGUUUUACAUGGGGAUCUGGUGACCCUGAUGAGAUAGCAGAAGGUCCCCAAGGCCUGACCAGCCAGUCUGUGGCCGGUGGGUGUCCUGCUUCCUCCACAGAGGCUAUUGGAAGUUGGCUGGGUCCUGGAGAGGGGGAGAGAGACCAAAUUUGGUUGUCGCUCCUGGCCCCCCAGAGGGCACAGGGAGGGGCCAGAGGGAGAUUGUGAGAGUGGAGGAGGAGAAGGAUGAUGGAGUGGGGAUCCCCAGGCAGAGGAUCCCCAUUUGGAGCACAAAGUGGUGUAAGCACAGGGAGGGGAAUUGGAAUUAGUUCCCCCAUUAAGCACAGAAAGGGGGGGCCGCUGCUGAAGGCUUGAGCAGGGAGGGAAACUGGGUUGUGUCUCUUCAUUCCGUUUUUGUUCUGGCUUCUGUUGGUUCAUCCUUGUUUUCUAGCUUUGGAUCAUUUUUGUACCAAGGCGAGCAAGCCUUUUUGAAAAAUAACAAAAGAAGAGGAAAAAAAAAUCCCUCCAGAAAAAAAAAAAACCCGGAAAAAUAAGAAACAACAAAAAAAAAGGACCUCAUAAAUGAUGCAAUUACUUUUAAUUGCAGGCAACUCUUUACAUUUAAGUGAAGUGUCUUAACAUUUUAUAUUGUUUUAAAAAUAUAUUUACAUAUUAUAUAUAUAUAAUAUACGUAAUAUAAAUAUAUAUAAAUAUUUAAAAAAGAAAAAAAGAAAACCACAGCACUCUCUCCCUUGCCGCUGUUUUGGCAGGGGAGGGGGUCUUGGGGAUGGGCACAUCGGCCUGGCUUCCGUGGUCCAGUAAAUGGUUGGGUUGAUUUGGCUGUACAGAGACCCCUGACUUGGGAGGGGCGGGGGGAGUGGUGCCCCCUCCUCCCUGCACUCCAUGCCUCUUCGCUUGCUACCCUGCUCACCCCACCUCCCACCCUCCACCCUGUGACCGGAACAUGUGCCCCACUGUCAUUGUCCUGAGUUGAAUGUCCCUUGGUGGGAGGAGGGGGUGAGGGGUCAGUGUCCCCCCAGGAAGGGGCAGAUGGAGGGAGUCGCAUGCCCCGCCCCCCACCCAAGUAGAGUCCUGUGGGAUUUGCCUCUUUCUUUCACUUUGGUUCCUGCGCAUUUGUGGGCUGGGAGGCAUCUGCGUGGAACCGUGUGCAGCCUGUGUGUGUGUGUUUGCGUGUGUGUGCACAUGUGUGCAGGCACAAGCCCACCCAGCCAUGUGUGAGACACAUGGGACACUCUUCCACAGGCAUGGCCUGUCAUGUGGGGGCAGGCGUGUACGCUGUGGGCAUCGGCAUGUGCCUACCUGCAUGUUAGAGUGAGAGGAGCUUUGCAGGUGAGAACAGUGUGAUGUGUGUGCAGAUGUGCCUGGCUUCGAGAGCCUUCUUAGCGCGGUGGCCACGUGUGUGUGGACAGAGGUGUGUACAUGCAAGUAUGAGUGACCUGUGUCUGCGGGGGCGGGGGGAAGUGAGCCCAGGCAUGUGCUGGCGCAGACCCAGGGUGUGGGCCUGCCUGUGUGUGUGUGUGAGUGCAAGCACGCACGUGUGUGUUCCAUCAUCCCUGCACCACUCGCUCCGGCUACCCUCCUCAGCCCCCAUCCCCACUGGCCCUCUCACAGCCCGCCGCCCGCCAGUGCCCCCAGCUGCAUGCGCCUCGCUGCUCUGUCCAUCAGUGUGUGCUUGACCAAGAGCAAACUAAGGGACCCCUGUACCUGGUCCCCCAGCCCCCACCCACUGUGCUGUGUUACUCGCAUGGGGGGUUUCUCUCCCACCCCUUCCACAAUAUGCUGUUUCCCCAGGAGCCUCAGGCCUGAGGCUCUGAGUGGGGUCCCCGUGGGCCCCUCGGGCGAGCCCCAGCCCCACACCUGCCCCGUCCACCCUGUAGGGCCCGUGUUGGUGUAGCAGUGAUGGCUUCUGUGGGUAUUCUGUGACCUCUGUUGGUGUAACUUGACAAUUUCUAAAUGGAAAAGGGUUGCUGUGUUUUCUCUGUCUCUCUUUUUUAAUGUCCUUUUUUCUUCUCUCCACCUCCCUGCUCUCUCCUUUUUGGUUUUUCUAGCCAAGUGUUUGGGGCUUUAAUAAAACUUGUUUCUUUUUCC